UCCGCGCCGGUAAAGGGGCCGCUCGAAGCGCGGUCCGAGCCAUCUACUGCCGCCAGCCUGCAGGCCCUCCAGGCUAGCCGCACGCCCCUUCCCCGCCCGUCGCCGUCACCAGGGAAACGGGUCCAGACCGCCUGCCGACCCAAAGCUGGUUUCAUGGCAUCCUCGAAGAAAGCAGUUUUGGGGCCCUUGGUGGGAGCAGUGGACCAGGGCACCAGCUCGACGCGCUUUCUGGUUUUCAAUUCAAAAACAGCCGAACUACUUAGUCAUCAUCAAGUGGAAAUAAAACAAGAGUUUCCAAGAGAAGGGUGGGUGGAGCAGGACCCUAAGGAAAUUCUGCAGUCUGUCUAUGAGUGUAUAGAGAAAACGUGUGAGAAACUCGGGCAGCUCAAUAUUGAUAUUUCCAACAUAAAAGCUAUUGGUGUCAGUAACCAGAGGGAAACCACCGUAGUCUGGGACAAGUUAACUGGAGAACCUCUCUACAAUGCUGUAGCUGCUCCAGUUUCUCCUGGUCCUUCAGAUCCAGCUGCCGUUGUUCCCUCUGGCUCUUCAGUUCCAGCUGCUGGCACUUGCUCAGUGUGGCUUGACCUAAGAACCCAGUCUACUGUUGAGAGUCUUAGUAAAAGAAUCCCAGGAAAUAAUAACUUUGUCAAGUCCAAGACAGGCCUUCCACUUAGCACUUAUUUCAGUGCGGUGAAGCUUCGUUGGCUCCUUGACAAUGUGAGAAAAGUUCAAAAGGCUGUUGAAGAAGAUAGAGCUCUUUUUGGGACCAUUGAUUCAUGGCUUAUUUGGAGCUUGACAGGAGGAGCCAGUGGAGGUGUCCAUUGUACAGAUGUAACAAAUGCAAGCAGGACGAUGCUUUUCAACAUCCAUUCUUUGGAAUGGGAUAAAGAGCUCUGCGAAUUUUUUGAAAUUCCAAUGAAAAUUCUUCCAAAUGUCCGGAGUUCUUCAGAGAUCUAUGGCCUAAUGAAAAUCUCUCAUAGCCCGAAAGCUGGGGCCUUGGAAGGUGUGCCAAUAUCUGGGUGUUUGGGAGACCAGUCUGCUGCAUUGGUGGGACAAAUGUGCUUCCAAGAUGGACAAGCCAAAAACACGUAUGGAACAGGCUGCUUCUUACUAUGUAACACAGGCCGUAAGUGUGUAUUUUCUGAACAUGGCCUUCUGACCACAGUGGCUUAUAAACUCGGCAGAGAUAAACCUGUAUAUUAUGCAUUAGAAGGUUCAGUAGCUAUAGCUGGUGCUGUUAUUCGCUGGCUUAGAGACAAUCUUGGAAUUAUAAAAAGCUCUGAGGAAAUUGAAAAACUUGCUAAAGAAGUAGGUACUUCUUAUGGCUGCUAUUUCGUCCCAGCAUUUUCGGGGCUGUAUGCACCUUAUUGGGAGCCUAGUGCAAGAGGGAUCAUCUGUGGGCUCACUCAGUUCACCAAUAAAUGCCAUAUUGCUUUUGCUGCAUUAGAAGCUGUUUGUUUCCAAACUCGAGAGAUUUUGGACGCCAUGAACCGUGACUGUGGAAUUCCACUCAGCCAUUUGCAGGUAGACGGUGGAAUGACCAACAACAAAAUCCUUAUGCAGUUACAAGCAGACAUUCUGUAUAUUCCAGUAGUGAAGCCAUCCAUGCCCGAGACAACUGCCCUGGGAGCUGCCAUGGCUGCAGGGGCUGCAGAAGGGGUUGGCGUCUGGAGUCUGGAGCCUGAGGACUUGUCGGCUGUCACAAUGGAGCGAUUUGAACCUCAGAUCAACGCUGAGGAAAGUGAAAUUCGUUAUUCUACAUGGAAGAAAGCUGUGAUGAAAUCAAUGGGUUGGGUUACAACUCAGUCUUCAGAAAGUGGUGACCCUAGUAUCUUCUGUAGUCUACCCUUGGGCUUUUUUAUAGUGAGUAGCGUGGUAAUGUUAAUCGGAGCAAGGUACCUCUCAGGUAUGCCGUAAAUACUACCAGCUCAUGGAUUCCAAAGAUGCGAGCUCUUUACCUAUGGAGAGAGUCCAGUGAUUCUGUCUCUUAAUGUGAUGACACUAUUCAUAGACUGAUUUUAUUUAUAAGCCACUUGCUGCAUGAUCCUCCAAGUAGACCUGUGGCUUGAAAUAAAGAAAAUGCAGCAGAAAGAAUGCUAUAGAAACAUUUGGUGUGUUUUUUAACAGCACUAGUUAAGAUUGGACCAGCCACCUUUGGGGCUGACCCCCUCUUUUGCAAUCAUUUCCUGCCUCAUUCCCUGUAAGAUCUAGGAAGAAUUCAGAUCCUGUUCAUUGGAAUUUUUUUAUCACAUAUAUUCAGACUCUGAUGGGCCAGGAUUUGAUUCCUGCACUACACACACUUCAUUAAGGGGCUAUUACUAAUCGGCUAAAAAUCUGUGAUUUUUUGUUUGCUUCUUUUUAACAGACUCCCCUACCCAAAGUCCUCUUUUCUGCUUAUUAGG
Budorcas taxicolor (takin) is the source of this 2402-nucleotide messenger RNA. RefSeq names its product glycerol kinase (gene GK). The coding region runs from base 154 to 1917 and encodes 587 amino acids. Gene Ontology annotation, molecular function: glycerol kinase activity. The record is from RefSeq and is a predicted model, not a curated record. NCBI's taxonomy places the organism in Eukaryota, Metazoa, Chordata, Mammalia, Artiodactyla, Bovidae. The transcript has 22 exons. Gene Ontology annotation, biological process: glycerol metabolic process; glycerol-3-phosphate biosynthetic process; triglyceride metabolic process. Gene Ontology annotation, cellular component: mitochondrion.